Molecule: messenger RNA, 1174 nt
Organism: Papaver somniferum (opium poppy)
Lineage: Eukaryota; Viridiplantae; Streptophyta; Magnoliopsida; Ranunculales; Papaveraceae
Product: metacaspase-9-like
Biological process (GO): proteolysis
Molecular function (GO): cysteine-type endopeptidase activity
Source: RefSeq, a predicted model, not a curated record
CAUAACAUAGCUAUAAGAACAGAGGACAUAUUAGAUAAUUUUUACGCUAUAAUCACAAUGGAGAACGGGAAGAAGAGGUUGGCUGUGUUGGUCGGAUGCAACUAUCCGAACACGAGAAAUGAGUUGCACGGUUGCAUAAAUGAUGUAUCAAGCAUGAAAGACGUACUUGUGAAUAAACUUGGUUUCGAACCAAGUAACAUUGAGCUCCUAACUGACCCCCCUGGGUCUUCGAUCAUGCCUACAGGAAUGAACAUAAAAGCAAUGCUCUCAAAAAUGGUUGAUCGCGCUGAGCCAGGAGAUGUAUUAUUCUUUCAUUACAGUGGACACGGAACGAGAAUUCCUUCAUAUCAUGGUUUUAAACAGGAUGAAGCCAUUGUUCCUUCUGAUUUCAACCUUAUUACAGAUGUGGAUUUUCGACAACUUGUCAACCGUUUACCAGUAGGAUCAAGCUUCACCAUCCUAUCCGACUCAUGCCAUAGCGGUGGACUGAUUGACAAGGAAAAAGAGCAAAUUGGUCCUAAUGAAGAUAACCCCAAAUCACUUCCUACUCGUCCUACUCCGAAGGAGAUCCCUUUUGACGCCAUCUUACAUCACUGAUCAUCAAUUUCCGGUGUUCAAUCAUCAGACGUUGGUCUUCAUAUGAUGGAGGUGUUCGGCAAGAAAGCGAGCAUCAAAUUUCAACUACCUAAGGCAGAAAUUGACCAUUUAGGCAGGUCUGAUUCCGGGAUCCUACUAAGCGGGUGUCAAGCAAAUGAGACAUCGGCUGAUAUCAACCCAAUGGUCCGUGGCGGAAAGGCCUAUGGAGCAUUCAGUAAUGCUCUUCAAACGGUUUUAAAGGAGUCUGGAACCAGUAUCAGCAAUAGAGAAUUGAAAAUGCCAAUGCUCCAUUCUUGCGAGAAACAUCAUAAAAACAGCUAGCCCAUACACAUCAAUCAUGAUAGUGAUUUUCAAUUUGUUAUGAAAAUCUAACUUCAUGAUGUAUGAUUUUCAUGUUUCUGUUCUUGCUUAUCCCCAUAGAUUGCUACCUCUGCAAUCUUCUUGAAUAAAACUUUCUAAAAUUCAAUAAAUAAAUAAAAGUAAAUGCAUAUUGUGUUUCUCAUGGAAGAAAUUAACCAAUAAAAGCAAUAAGGUAAGACGCAGGAAUACAGUUGCCUCACUAGUAUGUUUUUUCAGG